CGAAAAAGCUCAUGAUGAUGGCGGAAGAGGAGCCGCCGAGCGCCUCGCAGGCCAGGAGUCACCGCAGCAGACGCGCAGGAAAUAAACAGUCCACUAGUUUGAAAAAUGAAGAUGAUGCACAAAGGAAAGCUGUGCUUGAAGCUGCUAUCAGAAAGAAGAUUGAGUAUGAGCGAAAAGCCUUGCAGGUUGUUGAAUGCCUGUUGGAAGAUGAUAUCAAUGAAGAAUUCCUUGUGAAUUGUGGGAAAUUUAUAACACCUUCUCAUUAUAAGGAUGUUGUGGAAGAACGAUUAAUCAUCAAGGUGUGCGGCUAUCCCAUAUGUCGAAACAGGCUACAGAAUGUACCAAAACAAAAGUACAGAAUUUCAACAAAAACAAACAAAGUUUACGAUAUUACUGAAAGAAAGUGUUUUUGCAGCAACUUUUGUUACAGAGCAUCAAAAUACUUCGAGGGUCAAAUUCCCAAAAGUCCAGUGUGGAUCCGAGAAGAAGAAAGGCCACCAGACAUCGAGUUGCUAAAGGAAGGGGAAAGUGGCUACUCUGGGAAGGAAGUAAAAUUAGUCAUUGAAGGCAUUAAAGAAUUAGAUGUUGAAAAUCCUAUUCUGGUGGCAGUCCAAGAUGACUCUGGCACUGAGAGCGAGAGCAGCAGUGAUACAGAACAAGAAUUUGUCUCCUCCGUUCUGCAAGGGAACCUAUCAAGUGUGGACAAGGCAGCUCAUUCAGUGCCCAGAAAGAGCAUACUCAAAAAGAAGCAUGCUGAGAGAGCCCAGCUCAAGCUGACCACAACCAAGAAUGCAGUUAACGAGGCAGCAGAGGAGCUAAGUAGAUGCAAAUUAGAUAUCCAAGAAGAGAAACAUUUCGUUCCGGGUAACAUUGAGAUUGCAAGAGCUCACACUUUUCAGGACAGUCUCAUUCCUGAAACCGUACAAACCCCGGAAGGCUUUGGAGACCACUGUAAUGACUCCCAAGUGGUUUUCCUGGGUGUGAGCCAGAAAGGGGCAGAUCAGUUGAAAAGGUUGCUUGCUAAAUCGAAACAGCCUGUCAAACAUGGCCUUGCGGGUCCCGCAGGCUGUUUUAUGGCCAAACGUAGCUUGCUCAAAGGCCUCAGGAAAACAUUUACUGAAUGGAGAACUGAGGAGACAUUGAAAUUUCUCUGUGGUUCCAACUUGGCGGCCCCCUGCAGACCGCAGACCGCCCCCCCAGCUGAUGGCGAGAAGGAAGACCUUGAUGAGGAUGAUUUAGAUAGCACCAACAAACCAGACAUCACUGCCACCACCCAAAGAGACACUGCGAACUGUUUGAACUGGCCAUUGCCUUUCCAGGCCACAAGUACAGCAACUGAAGCUUUACCUAGCUAUGAAAAAUUAAAAGAAGAGACGUCACAGUUGGAAUUAAAGGUGAGAGAAUUUUACGGAGGAAAGUUCAUCUUAGCUGAAGAAGACAUGAUGACACAGGUGGAAAGGGAGCAACGCCAUAGCAGUGAUCAAGAUCAGCGGUUGGUUCCUGCUUUACCACUUGUAGAUUCUAAUGCUCAACAGCAGGUUCGGGUGAGGAUCGUUCUUGAAAAGCUCCGAAAUGUUUUGCUUGCUGUUUUGGGCCCUCUUCAGAUUCAGAUUGGUGAUGUUUAUCCUGAACUUAAAAAUCUUGUUAAAACGUUCAGGUUAACAAAUACAAAUAUUCUCCACAAUUCUCCAGUAUGGACCGUAAUUGCUGUUGUGUUGCUGUCUGUGUUGUCAGAAAAUAUUUCUAUCUUCACCACGUCCGAGCAGUGUCAAGGAUAUACACAGUUCCUGGCUACUUUGUUUGAAGAAUUACAUUUUAAACGCAAAGAUUUAGAAAGCUUAACAAGAGUGUUUAGAAGUGAUUGUCUUCCUCACUGAGUAAGAAGAUCAUCUUGCACUUCUUUCCUUAUGCCAGGAAUCUGAUCAGGAUUGAAAAAAACACUAUCAAUGGCCAGUACACCAUAUGGAGGGGGGAAUUCACUGUGCUAUCAUCAGUCUUCGUUCCUAUGAAUAAGUGAUGUGAAAGUUUUCUGAGAAAUCUGAAAAUUCUACCAUUGAUUUUUUUUUUUUAAAAAAAAGCAAAACUGAAGUUCUCUUAUGAUUGAAAGAAGACCCGUUUAAAUAAAAAUAUAUGAUAUUUUG
Messenger RNA from Elgaria multicarinata webbii, 2141 nucleotides. It is a transcript of the gene RPAP2, whose product is annotated as RNA polymerase II associated protein 2. Gene Ontology annotation, cellular component: nucleus; cytoplasm. Bases 12 to 1877 code for a protein of 621 amino acids. The transcript has 13 exons. Gene Ontology annotation, molecular function: RNA polymerase core enzyme binding; RNA polymerase II CTD heptapeptide repeat phosphatase activity. Lineage: Eukaryota; Metazoa; Chordata; Lepidosauria; Squamata; Anguidae. The record is from RefSeq and is a predicted model, not a curated record.